AUCUCAUUUUUGGUGAAAGGAGAUGUUUAAAUGGAGAAGUAUUCAAGGUAUUCUACAGCAGGCCUCUGACCCUCUUCAGGCCGUUGUAACACCCAGCUCUUUCAGAGACUAGGAUCUAAGGAGUGGGUAUGGCAGCAGCCAAACUUCUGCAUGACUCAGGUCUGAAUGUGAUUGUUCUGGAAGCCCGGGACCGUGUGGGAGGCAGGACUUACACCGUUAGGAACCAAAACGUUAAAUAUGUGGACCUUGGAGGAUCCUAUGUUGGGCCAACCCAGAAUCGUAUUUUAAGAUUAGCCAAGGAGCUAGGAUUAGAGACCUACAAAGUGAAUGAAGUAGAGCGUCUGAUCCACCACGUAAAGGCCAAAUCAUACCCCUUCAGGGGCCCAUUCCCACCUGCGUGGAAUCCAAUUGCCUACCUAGAUCAUAACAACCUUUGGAGGACAAUGGAUGACAUGGGACGAGAGAUUCCCAGUGAUGCCCCAUGGAAAGCACCCCUUGCAGAGGAGUGGGACUACAUGACGAUGAAGGAGCUGCUGGACAAGAUCUGCUGGACUGAAUCUGCGAAGCAGCUUGCUACUCUCUUUGUGAAUCUGUGUGUCACUGCAGAGACCCAUGAGGUCUCUGCUCUCUGGUUCCUGUGGUAUGUGAAGCAGUGUGGGGGCACAACCAGGAUCAUCUCGACAACCAAUGGAGGGCAGGAGAGGAAAUUUCUAGGUGGUUCUGGUCAAGUGAGCGAGCGGAUAAUGGACCUCCUCGGGGACCGGGUGAAGCUGGAGAGGCCUGUGACCCACAUUGACCAGACAGGAGAACAUGUCCUUGUGGAGACCCUGAACCAUGAAGUGUAUGAGGCUAAGUAUGUGAUUAGCGCUGUUCCUCCUAUUCUGGGCAUGAAGAUUCAUUUCAAACCCCCUCUCCCAAUGAUGAGAAACCAGCUGAUCACUCGUGUGCCUUUGGGUUCGGUAAUCAAGUGCAUGGUUUAUUAUAAAGAGCCCUUCUGGAGGAAAAAAGAUUACUGUGGAACCAUGAUUAUUGAAGGAGAGGAAGCUCCAAUUGCCUACACAUUGGAUGAUACCAAACCUGAUGGCAGCUAUGCUGCCAUAAUGGGAUUUAUCCUUUCCCACAAAGCCAGAAAACUGGCCCGUCUUACCAAAGAAGAAAGGUUGAAGAAACUUUGUGAGCUGUAUGCCAAAGUUCUGGGCUCCCAAGAAGCUUUGCAGCCGGUGCACUAUGAAGAGAAGAACUGGUGUGAGGAGCAGUACUCAGGGGGCUGCUACACAACCUACUUCCCCCCAGGGAUCAUGACUCAGUAUGGAAGGGUUCUACGCCAGCCAGUGGGCAGGAUUUAUUUCGCAGGCACCGAGACUGCCACACACUGGAGUGGCUACAUGGAGGGGGCUGUGGAAGCCGGGGAGAGAGCAGCCCGAGAGAUCCUGCAUGCCCUGGGGAAGAUCCCAGAGGAUGAAAUCUGGCAGUCAGAACCAGAGUCUGUGGAUGUCCCUGCGCAGCCUAUUACCACGACCUUCUUGGAGAGACAUUUGCCCUCUGUGCCAGGCUUGCUGAGGCUGAUUGGAUUGACCACCAUCUUUUCCGCAGCUGCUCUUGGCUUCCUAGCCCACAAAAGGGGGCUACUUGUGCGGGCCUAAAGAGAGGGCACCUGUAGCUGCAUCCUCUUCUUACUCUACUGGGUAUGUGGGUUUGGGGAAGGGGUUGCGAUAAAGUUCCAUGAAGACAUAAAGACUGAUGAGUGAGGAGGGGAGCUUGAAGCUAUGUCAGACUUCAAACCACAGGAAACACAGUAUCUCUUUGUCCAUUUUUGGCCCUUGCUUAUUCUCCCUUACUUGGUUUAGCACUCUGUCUCACCCAUUUCCAAGCUUACUGCCCCCAGAAUCUUUACAGUAGUUAAGCAGGCUUGUUUAAGGUUCUUGCUGUCCCACGACACACCUUGCCCAUGCACAAAAAACUAGUUUUUCCCAUCUCUGUGGCUUUGUGCUUGUCCUUCUUACCUGUGACAUCUUCAUCUUCCAAGUUCUCUGUAUUUGUCCUUAGAAUCCUGUAUUGUUACAGCUGGAAGACCUUAGAGACUGUCUAGUCCUCAUCUUCUGUUUUAAAGUUGAGCAAACUGAAGCCGAGAGACGUGGAACUUGUGUCCAAGGUCCACAACAAGCUACUGAUAUUUUGGGGACUAGCAUAUAGGUCUAUUGCUUUUCCCACCUCCCAGAAUGCAUCUCCCAGUCACUCUCCUCCACUCCCUGCUGUAGUUGCUGAUGGUGUCCCUUUCUGUGGGUUUAAUCUGUACUAAGUUGUUUUGCACUACUCAGAUGCUACUCAUCUUAUUCAGUCUUAUUGUCUUGUGCAAUGUGUCUUCAGCUGAUUUUCAUCUUUUUGAGGAGAGGAAUCUUGUAUUUUCUUCCUUUUGUAUCCUCCAUUAUGUCUGGCUACAAAGAUCAGUACACAUUUGGGCAAUUAAAAAUAAAGUUGAUUGACCAGA
Molecule: messenger RNA, 2488 nt
Organism: Equus caballus (horse)
Lineage: Eukaryota; Metazoa; Chordata; Mammalia; Perissodactyla; Equidae
Source: RefSeq, a predicted model, not a curated record